CAAUGAUCACAUAUUUUAUAUUAUAACAUUAAUAGUUAGUGUGCAGGAAAAUUCAUUUGGAUGUGCAAAUUGUAACGUUUGUAUGAUAAAUAAUCUUUGAAGUUUUCAAUAUUUCGAAAGGAUGAGGGAGUCAGUUGCCGGGUUGUUAUAUAACUAGUGUUCAUAUGAAGAAGUUGAGAGAAAACUGAUUAAUUGAUCAACCUAAAUGAGUGUCUGAAUUUCAAGUUUUUCAAAUGAAAGUUACCUGAAUAAGACACAUCUGUGAAUUCAUUUAAUACGGAAUUAUCUGUGACGUUAUCGACAACAUCACACACAAAAGAUUUUCGACGUUUAAUAUGUUACGUCAUUGAUAACGGCAUACGUCGAUAACAAAAUCAGUUUUAUAAAUGGAUAUAACAACCGAUUACGGAUAAACUUGCGAGACUUUCAAAAGCUUUUUAAGCGAUGUAUAGUUUGAAACCUACUUGAAAAAGGACUAUCAUGUUAUUUUACUUACAUUAUUUGUACAGAAUAUUUCUUAUAACUUGUUUGGUGUGGUUAAGUUGUGUCUCUUUCUCAGCGGUGUUAGCAUUCCCGAGACCAGUAAGCAAACAUUUUCCGGAGCAAAACUUGCCGGAACCUUCACGUUUGAGAGAUGGCCAAUCUUUCUGGGAAAAGCUUUUCGUCAUGAGACUACUGAAUUUAAUUGAAAGGCAAUCCAUGGCAAAUGAAGGGAUUUCUACCAGCGCUCAUUGGGUCAGGGACUACGUAUUUGAGGGAGAUAUCAUUCUAAAAAAAGAUCAAGCAGAACAAAUUUUAUACUUUAAUAAACAGCGGAAGAAAAGAAAACUUGACGCUCAAGUAAUGUCGACACCGUCAAUAAAAAAGUGGCCACUACCAAUUAAUUAUAUAUUUGACGGAAAACACACACAGGAACAGAGAAAAAAGAUUCGUAUUGGAAUAAAACAUUGGGAAGAAAACACAUGCAUUACAUUCACUAAUAUUGUUAACUCGACUGUAAAAAGUAUUAAAUUCAUCAAUGAUUCUGGAUGCUACUCCUUUGUGGGCAAUAGCCAUGGGAUACACGAGCAGACUAUCUCCAUAAGUCAACAGUGCACGAGAAAAGGCAUCGUUGCUCACGAAAUCGGACAUGCUCUGGGAUUCUGGCACGAGCAUGCACGUGCUGAUCGUGAUGAUUUUCUGUCAGUUAUUAGAGAAAAUAUCACAGACGGGCAGUAUCAUAAUUUUGAGAAAGUGUCAUGGGAAAUAAUCAACAAUUUAGAAGUGCCAUAUGAUUUAGGUUCUGUCAUGCAUUAUAAUGGAAUGCAAUUUAGUAAGGGACGUAAAAUCACAAUGCGAACUCACAAUCGACUUCAUCAAAAUACAAUAGGUCAGCGAGAGGAGUUGUCUUUCUUUGAUAUUAAACUGGCCAACAAGGCGUAUUGCAAUGAUGUUUGUGAUCCAAAUGAAUUAAAAGGAAGAUGUUUACACGACGGGUACCAGGACCCUAAAAACUGCAGCAGAUGCCGGUGUCCAGACGGUCUAGGUGGCGACUUCUGUGACCAAGCGGCACCUUCAAGUCAUGAAUGUGGAGGACAUAUACACCUCACUGCAUCUUCAUUACACACUAUUACCUCCCCGGGAUACCCUGACUUUUACCAAGGAGGAUUACAGUGUUCUUGGUUAAUUCAGUCACCAAAUGGAACUGCUGUUAACAUACAGUUUGAAAGACCGUUCAUGCAGAGUCAGUUCUGUGAUAAUUUACAGCCAUACUUGCCGUGUGAAGAUUUUGUAGAGGUUCGCUUUACAGAUAGCCUCGGUAUAACAGGCGGCCGAUUUUGUUGUAAUGAUGGUAUUCAAAGUGCAACUCUGGACAGACCAAUAGUAACACAUACAAAUCAUGCUUUGAUUCUUUUCAAAACCUACGCACACGGAAGUGCUGGGUUUAAAGCGCACAUAUCAAUUGAAAGUUGUGGUGGUUGCCUGAACAAUGUGACAGAUGGGCAGGUCCCGUGUAAACGGAAGGAAACAAAAGACUGUUAUCAAACUUGGUAUAAACGAACAAAAUUAAAUGGUUGCGGCAUCCAGUUCUGGGGUUGUUACACUCCGUACAUAAUAAGACCAGUUCGAAGGUUGAGUAAAUGUUAUUCGGAGGUAGCUUACUGUUGUAAAGGUUAUAUUCUGUCUCCGGACAAAAACAACUGUACAAAAGACCCAGAGGCAGUUACAAAGGAAGAAGUGGAGGAUGAAGGAAAAAGUGAUGACGGAGACACGUCAGACACUGGUAUCAUCGAAGAAGACCAAGGUAUUCCUAAUGGUUGGUCAGGAUGGACAGACUGGUCUACAUGUAAUAAAACUUGUGGCGGAUGCGGAACACAGUCCAGAUCAAGACGGUGUCCGGCAGGUGAAAAGUGUGUGGGAGACAACAUUGCCACUAAGUCAUGUGGAAACAGCACGUGCGCAUAUGGAAAUGUGCAGCAAGCGUGCUCGAGGACUAUUACUAAGUCAAGACCUUGUGGUUUUUCGGGCUUUUUCUUUGGAGGAUCAUCAAAAACUUGUUAUUCGUAA
This is a messenger RNA of Ruditapes philippinarum (Manila clam), 2547 nucleotides long. Its product is annotated as zinc metalloproteinase dpy-31-like. Gene Ontology annotation, molecular function: zinc ion binding; metalloendopeptidase activity. The transcript is spliced from 16 exons. Lineage: Eukaryota; Metazoa; Mollusca; Bivalvia; Venerida; Veneridae. Bases 481 to 2547 code for a protein of 688 amino acids. Gene Ontology annotation, biological process: proteolysis; molting cycle, collagen and cuticulin-based cuticle. The record is from RefSeq and is a predicted model, not a curated record.